ACGCGCCGCGCAGUGUAUAUCGGCCGCGCAACCUCCUGGGCGGUCUACCGGCUUGGAGAAGUGAACCUUCCCGUGGCGCCGGAAGUCCGGGGCACGUGACCGGGUGACAGUGCUUGCUUAGCUGUAAGGCUCGCUUUAGGCUGCAGCACGGGAUGGCGGAGGCGCCUCCUGUCUCAGGUACUUUCAAAUUCAAUACGGAUGCUGCUGAGUUCAUUCCUCAGGAGAGAAAAAACUCUAGUCUAAACUGUGAGACUCGAAGGAGACUAGACUCUAAUAGGAUCAGUAGAAGAAAUUACAGUUCGCCACCUCCCUGUCACCUUUCCAGGCAGGUGCCUUAUGAUGACAUCUCUGCUGUUCAUCAGCACAGCUAUCAUUCUUCAGGAAGCAAACUUAAGAGUCAACAGAUUUCUUUCCAUUCCUCUGCUUCUAAUAAAUUACCCAAGAGCCAUGGCCUUCAGAGUCAACCUUGGCAGAAAUUGAGGAGUGAGAAGCACUCUAAUAGAGUCAAAAAAGCACAAGGUCUCACUGACCAGACCUCAGAUACAGCUGGCUUAGAAAGCGUGACCAGAUCAGAGAGUGGAACAAACCCCAGAGAACACAGCCCUUCUGACAAUGAGAAGGAAGCUACUGGUGCAGAUCCCAGGGGGGCAAAACCCAAAAAAGCAACGCAAUUUGUAUACAGCCAUAGUAGAGGACCAAAAGUCAAGGGGAAACUCAAAUGUGACUGGGGUAACAGAAUGACUCCCAAACCUGAGGAUGCUGGACUUGAAAAUGCCAAAGUUGUGGGGGGUUUCCACCCUGACUCUUCAGAUGCAUCUGUUAAAAAAGGGGUAUUGGAUGGAUAUGGACCCAGACGAAAUGAUCAGAGAAGAUACCCACAGAAAAGACCUCCCUGGGAAGUGGAGGGGGCCAGGCCACGACCAGGGAGGAACCUAUCAAAACUGGAGGGCCAACGGCAUACAAAUGUAGGACCCAGAAAUAACGUGGCCCCCAUUCCAAAGGAUAAUCUCAAUGAAAGACCAACAAAAUCUGCCUGUGACAGUGGGAACUUGACAGUCAUCAAGUCUUCCAGAAGGGUUGACCAAGAAAAAUGCACUGUACGGAGGCAGGAUCCUCAAGUAGUAUCUCCUUUCCCCCGAGGCAAACAGAACCAUGUGCUAAAGAAUGUGGAAACGCACACAGGUUCUCUGGUUGAACAACUAACUACAGAAAAAUAUGAAUGCAUGGUGUGCUGUGAAUUGGUUCGUGUCACAGCCCCAGUGUGGAGUUGUCAGAGCUGUUAUCAUGUGUUUCACUUGAACUGCAUAAAGAAAUGGGCAAGGUCUCCAGCAUCUCAAGCAGAUGGCCAGAGUGGUUGGAGGUGCCCUGCCUGUCAGAAUGUUUCUGCACAUGUUCCUAAUACCUACACUUGUUUCUGUGGCAAGGUGAAGAAUCCUGAAUGGAGCAGAAAUGAAAUUCCACAUAGUUGUGGUGAGGUUUGUAGAAAGAAACAGCCUGGCCAGGACUGCCCACAUUCCUGUAACCUUCUCUGCCAUCCUGGACCCUGCCCACCUUGCCCUGCCUUUAUGACUAAAGCAUGUGAAUGUGGACGGACCAGGCACACAGUUCGCUGUGGUCAGGCUGUUUCAGUCCACUGUUCUAAUCCAUGUGAGAAUAUUUUAAACUGUGGUCAGCACCACUGUGCUGAGCUGUGCCAUGCAGGCCAGUGCCAGCCUUGCCGGAUCAUACUGAACCAAGUAUGCUACUGUGGCAGCACCUCCCGAGAUGUGUUAUGUGGAACAGAUGUAGGAAAGUCUGAUGGAUUUGGGAACUUCAGCUGUUUAAAGAUGUGUGGCAAGGACUUGAAAUGUGGGAACCAUACAUGUUCUCAAGUAUGCCACCCUCAGCCCUGCCAGCUAUGCCCCCGGCUCCCCCAGUUGGUGCGCUGUUGCCCUUGUGGCCAAACUCCUCUCAGCCAGUUGUUAGAAUUUGGAAGUAGUGGUCGGAAAACGUGCAUGGAUCCUGUCCCUUCAUGUGGAAAAGUGUGUGGCAAGCCUCUGCCUUGUGGUUCCUUAGAUUUCAUUCAUACCUGUGAAAAGCUGUGCCAUGAAGGAGACUGUGGACCCUGCUCUCGCACCUCAGUUAUUGCCUGUAGAUGCUCUUUCCGAACAAAGGAACUUCCAUGUACCAGUCUCAAAAGUGAAGAUGCUACAUUUAUGUGUGACAAGCGGUGUAACAAGAAACGAUUGUGUGGACGCCAUAAAUGUAAUGAGAUAUGCUGUGUGGAUAAAGAGCACAAGUGUCCUUUGAUUUGUGGGAGGAAACUCCGUUGUGGCCUUCAUAGGUGUGAAGAACCAUGCCAUCGUGGGAACUGCCAAACAUGUUGGCAAGCCAGUUUUGAUGAAUUAACCUGCCACUGUGGUGCAUCAGUGAUUUACCCUCCAGUUCCCUGUGGUACUAGGCCGCCUGAGUGUACCCAGACCUGUGCCAGAAUCCAUGAAUGUGACCAUCCAAGUAAGUCUCAUCUUACACCCACACUUUACAGCCUGCUUACACUAUAUUGUUUAAGAUGUUGCUAUGUCUUCACUGCUCUAAAGUCUUGCUAUGAUGGCUUCUCCCUGCUCCCUGUGCUCAGGGGCUGCUUCUGUGAAGGUGGAUAUGUGAUCUGGGCCACAGCUGGGAAUCAUAGUACCGUCCAUUGCUUUACUCUAAAGAUGUCAAACACAUUGAAAAAGUUACGAAGCAAUAUACCCUGUCACCUGGUUGAUAUCUCUUGCGGGUUACCCUGCAAUGCCACACUUCCAUGUGGGAUGCACAAAUGUCAGAGACUCUGUCACAAAGGAGAGUGUCUUGUGGAUGAGGCCUGCAAGCAGCCCUGCACUACUCCUAGAGCUAACUGUGGCCACCCAUGUAUGGCACCCUGCCACCCCAGCUCACCCUGCCCUGUGACUGCUUGUAAAGCCAAGGUAGAGCUACAAUGCGAAUGUGGACGAAGAAAAGAGAUGGUAAUUUGCUCUGAAGCAUCCAGUACUUAUCAAAGAAUAGCUGCUAUUUCCAUGGCCUCUAAAAUAACAGACAUGCAGCUUGGCGAUUCAGUGGAGAUCAGCAAGUUAAUUACCAAGAAGGAAGUUCACCAAGCCAGGCUGGAAUGUGAUGAGGAGUGUUCAGCCUUAGAAAGGAAAAAGAGGUUAGCAGAGGCAUUUCAUAUCACUGAGGAUUCUGAUCCGUUCAAUGUACGUUCUUCAGGGUCAAAAUUCAGUGACAGUUUGAAAGAAGAUGGCAGGAAGGACUUAAAGUUUGUCAGUGACAUCGAGAAGGAAAUGGAAACCCUUGUGGAGGCUGUGAAUAAGGGAAAGAAUAGUAAGAAAAGCCACUGCUUCCCUCCCAUGAACAGAGACCACCGCCGGAUUAUCCAUGACCUGGCCCAAGCGUAUGGCCUGGAGAGCGUGAGCUAUGACAGUGAACCAAAGCGCAAUGUCGUGGUGACUGCCAUCAGAGGGAAAUCCAUCUGUCCUCCUACCACGCUGACAGUUGUGCUUGAAAGGGAAAUGCAGACACGGCCUCCACCACCAAUUCCUCAUCACAGACAUCCAACAGACAAGAAUUCUGGAAGCUGUAAUUUACAGAAAAUAGCCAAGGAGCCAAUAAUUGACUACUUUGAUGUCCAGGACUGAGAAGAUCAAGAUGCACUUAGAUAAAAGAAUGAUUAGGUGUAGUGGAGACUAAUCUGCCAGCAGAUAAAUCAUGCUUGUUCCCUACUGCCUGAUAGAAUCACAGUGUCAUAUACUGUCUUAUACUGAUACAUCCAAAGCAUGUGUGUGUCAGAAAUCCCUUUGUCUGUUCCUGUCUGUAUAAAGCAUUUCAGUAUGGCCAGA
Molecule: messenger RNA, 3854 nt
Organism: Otolemur garnettii (small-eared galago)
Lineage: Eukaryota; Metazoa; Chordata; Mammalia; Primates; Galagidae
Gene: NFX1
Product: nuclear transcription factor, X-box binding 1
Exons: 23
Coding region: 153-3653 (1166 amino acids)
Biological process (GO): negative regulation of transcription by RNA polymerase II
Cellular component (GO): nucleus
Molecular function (GO): RNA polymerase II transcription regulatory region sequence-specific DNA binding; zinc ion binding; DNA-binding transcription factor activity, RNA polymerase II-specific
Source: RefSeq, a predicted model, not a curated record